CACUUCUCUGUCACUUCCGAGUCCUGACGUCAUUAUCUCCUUCUUCUACCACAAAAGUUAGGGUUUAUACUUUCUUCAAAGCUGUCCCCGCUCUUUGCUCGUAUACAAUCAGAAAUGGUGGACGAUUCAAAAACGACAACCAGCCCUGAUGUGAAUAGCAAACGUGAAGCCGAGUUACCCGAGUUAGUCUCAGCCUCGAAAAAGCCCAGAACUUUAGCAGAAGAGAAACAGACUUCGGAGGCCAAUAAUAAUAGUAACAAUGUUAGUAGUAACGAAAACGCUGAUUCAUCACAGGAGAAUGAACAUAAAGACAAGAAUGUUGAAGAAAGGAGGUUGUCUUUUGCUGUAGAAGCUGAUGCAGCUGAAGAUAAAGGUUCGAGGCAUACUAUGGAAGAUGCUUGGGUUGUUCUUCAGGAUGCCAGCUUGGAUUUUCCUGGGAAACUAAGGUGUGCCCAUUUUGCGAUAUAUGAUGGACAUGGAGGUCGACUAGCGGCGGAAUAUGCGAAGAAGAAUUUACAUAGAAAUGUUCUUUCAGCUGGCUUACCACGUGAGUUGUUGGAUGUUAAAGCUGCGAAGAAAGCAAUACUUGAAGGGUUUCGAAAAACUGACGAGUCUCUUCUUCAAGAAAGCACUGCAGGAGGAUGGCAAGAUGGUGCUACAGCCGUAUGCGUUUGGGUCUUAGGCCAAACAGUGUUUGUUGCUAAUAUUGGCGAUGCAAAGGCAGUGAUAGCCCGAUCAACUGUUGUGGAUGGAUCGCAACACAACUCUACAACUACAGACUCAUUAAAGGCCAUUGUGUUGACCAGGGAACAUAAAGCCAUAUACCCACAAGAACGAGCACGCAUCCAAAAGGCUGGCGGUACUGUAAGUUCAAAUGGACGUCUACAAGGGCGACUUGAAGUUUCUAGAGCUUUUGGAGAUCGGCAAUUCAAGAAGGUUGGUGUGGUUGCAACCCCUGAUAUUCAUUCAUUUGACCUUACAGAGAGAGACCACUUCAUCAUUCUUGGAUGUGAUGGCUUGUGGGGAGUAUUUGGACCUAGUGAUGCUGUUGAAUUUGUCCGCAAGUUGUUACAGGAUGGUUUACCUGUUGCAGUGGUGAGCCGCCACCUAGUUCGUGAAGCAGUCCGUGAGCGCCGGUGCAAAGACAAUUGCACUGCAAUUGUUAUCGUUUUUAGGAAAAAUUAGCUAGCUAUAACUGUUAGAAAUGUGCAACUGAGGUGCUACUUGUAGAGGAGUAGUUCUGUCCUCUUUGCUCAGCUCAGUUUGACAACAUAGCUUUUUUCUGUUUUUUCCUUGAUCUUGUACUGUAAGCAUGGUUGUACGAUAUCUUUCUGUUUAAUGUGCCAUUCCAUUGAGAAGGGGAAAACUUUGCCUGUGAGA
Messenger RNA from Coffea eugenioides, 1380 nucleotides. RefSeq names its product probable protein phosphatase 2C 8. Gene Ontology annotation, biological process: protein dephosphorylation. The record is from RefSeq and is a predicted model, not a curated record. Gene Ontology annotation, molecular function: protein serine/threonine phosphatase activity. The coding region runs from base 115 to 1185 and encodes 356 amino acids. The transcript is spliced from 10 exons. NCBI's taxonomy places the organism in Eukaryota, Viridiplantae, Streptophyta, Magnoliopsida, Gentianales, Rubiaceae.